This is a messenger RNA of Vombatus ursinus (common wombat), 2569 nucleotides long. RefSeq names its product carnitine O-palmitoyltransferase 2, mitochondrial-like. The record is from RefSeq and is a predicted model, not a curated record. Gene Ontology annotation, molecular function: carnitine O-palmitoyltransferase activity. The transcript is spliced from 3 exons. Gene Ontology annotation, cellular component: mitochondrion. NCBI's taxonomy places the organism in Eukaryota, Metazoa, Chordata, Mammalia, Diprotodontia, Vombatidae. Gene Ontology annotation, biological process: fatty acid beta-oxidation. The coding region runs from base 529 to 2151 and encodes 540 amino acids.
CAGGGUUAAGUGACUUGCCCAGGGUCACACAGAUAGUGAGUGUUGGGCCAGAUUUGAACUCCACUGUGCCACUGCACUGCCCCUGGUUGAAUUAUCAUAAACAAAUCCCACACCCUCCUUGGGGCACCUUAGGCCGAGCCUCCUCGUCUGCAGCUUGGCUGCUCCUCAGAAAGCCGAACCACAGUCAUCACUGGGCCUUGCCCUUGACCUGCCAGGAGUGAGCGCCACUGCCAUGGUUUUCAGAUGCCCCAGGAACCACCCCCCAGGGUGCACCUAGGACUGCCCCAGAGGAGGCUGCUUUGGUCAAACUCAGCUUCCCUCACUUUCUGUCUGCAGACACACCCUCCUUCCUUCCUAGUUGGUCUGUCACCGUUUCUCUGACACCAGCGGUUCAUCUGUUGACCCCGUUAUCCCGGCUGCCUAAUAAUUUAUAAAUCCUCACAAGUUGUUGAUGAGCUCCUAUUGGACCUUGGACCUUAUGAAACAGUAAAGAGCCGUUUUGCAGUGUACCCUCGUCCCUGGUUUGAUAUGUACCUAUCUGCCCGAGACUCCAUUGUUCUGAAUUUUAAUCCAUUCAUGUCUUUCAACCCUGACCCAAAGCCAGAUUAUAAUGACCAGCUCACACGAGCGACUAACUUAACUAUGUCAGCCAUGCGGUUUAUGAAGACUCUCCGGGCUGGCCUCCUGGAGCCAGAGGUGUUCCACCUCAACCCUGCCAAAAGCAACACCAAUAUCUUCAAGAGAGUUAUCCGCCUUGUGCCUUCAGCUCUGGCCUGGUACGGGGCUUACAUGGUCAACGCCUACCCCUUGGAUAUGUCACAGUAUUUUAGACUUUUCAAUUCAACUCGGCUGCCCCAGCCUGGUCGAGAUGAGCUUUUUACCGAUGAACAGGAAAAGCACCUCCUAGUGCUGAGAAAUGGGAAUUUUUAUGUUUUUGAUGUCCUGGAUCAAGAUGGGAAUAUACUCAAAGCCUCAGAAGUCCAUGCUCAUCUGAAGUACAUUCUCUCUGACAACAGCCCCACUCCCGAGUUCCCUCUGGCAUAUCUGGCCACUGAAAACCGAGACACCUGGGCAGGGCUGAGGCAGGAGCUGCUAAAUAAUGGGAACAAGGAAACGCUUGGGAAAGUGGACUCGGCCGUGUUCUGUCUGUGUCUAGAUGACUUCCCCAUCACAGACCUGGUCCAUUUGUCCCAUACCAUGCUGCACGGAGAUGGUGUCAACCGAUGGUUUGACAAAUCCUUCAACCUCAUUGUAGCCAAAGAUGGGAACGCUGCCAUCAACUUUGAGCACUCUUGGGGCGAUGGCGUCGCCGUGCUGAGAGUCUUCAAUGAGGUGUUUAAAGAUAGCACCCAGACCCCUGCCAUCACACCCCAGGCUCAGCCCGCACCCGUCGACUCCUCCAGGGUUGUGCGGAGACUCAAUUUCAGAUUGAACGAGACCUUGAAAGCUGGAAUUGCCAAAGCCAAAGAGAAGUUUGACUCCACCAUGCAGACCCUUAGUAUCGACAGCAUCCAGUUUCAGAGAGGAGGCAAAGAGUUCUUGAAGAAGCACAAGCUCAGUCCUGACGCGGUGGCUCAGCUCUCCUUCCAGAUGGCCUUUCUCCGACAGUACGGGCAGACGGUGGCCACCUACGAAUCCUGCAGCACAGCAGCGUUCAGACACGGCCGCACCGAGACUGUGCGUCCGGCUUCCAUGUUCACCAAGAAGUGUUCAGAGGUGUUUGUCAGAGAGCCUUCCAAGAACAGCCCAGACCAGCUGAAGGAGUUGAUCGCCCAGUGCUCUAAGUACCACAGCCAGCUGACGAGGGAAGCCGCCAUGGGCCAGGGAUUUGACAGACACUUGUUUGCCUUGAGAUACCUGGCUGCAGCUAAAGGCCACAAGCUGCCCGAGUUGUACCAGGACCCAGCCUACGGGCAGAUCAACCACAACAUCCUGUCCACCAGCACCCUAACCAGCCCUGCCGUGAACAUCGGGGGCUUUGCCCCCGUAGUCCCUGAUGGCUUUGGUGUUGGCUACGGGAUCCAUGAUGACUGGAUUGGCUGCAAUGUCUCCUCCUACCCGGCCCGCAAUGUCAGGGAGUUCCUCCAGUGUGUGAAUAAGUCCUUGGAAGAUAUUUUUGAUGUCCUAGAAGGUAAACCUGUCAGAAGUUAGCAGGAGAGGGCAGGGCUCUUUCAGUACCUAGUGCCUUUCUAGUGGUAACUGGGGAAGCAGGAGUUGGUAGAGACUGUUCUCUGAGCUUUAGAAUCAAGAAAUGCCCGAGUAACUGAAACAAUCAUGUUUUAACUCUAAAAUCAUGAAUCUGACAAAAUGAAUGAGUUAUUUAAAAUAGGAUGGAUUGCACAAGUUAGACAGUGAAUCAUGACGUCUAGGGGCUUCUUUGUGGGUAGGAUUUGAGCUGGAUGGAGGAGGCCGCCAGCACCUGCCUGGUUAGUGUGGUACAGGCCUGGUCAGGGUCCCUCUGGGAAACCAUCUCAGCGCCUUGUUGAGAAUCCUGUGUCGUAGGCAUUGGGGGUGAUCUGCUGGUUGUUGGACAUUGAUUCUUCUGCAAUAAACUCUCCUCUUGAAACCA